AUGGCAGCCAAAGAUGAUUUGCCCACGUUUGUCUCCUUUACCAAGAAAUGGCACUCAGAGCCCGCGCCAUCAAUCUCCCCAUUGCGCCCCGAACUCUCAGCGAAGGGGAGGAACGUCAUCGUCACAGGAGGCGGAACUGGGAUCGGCAAAGCAAUCGCCACAGCAUUCGGUCUAGCGGGUGCUCAAUCCGUGACAAUACUCGGCCGCAGAGUGGACAAAUUGAAGGAGACCGCCGACGAAAUCACCACCCAGGUACAGCAGGGCACCCGGAUCCUAUAUAAGCAAGUUGAUCUACAGCAACGCGUACAAAUCGACUCAGCUCUCGAAUCCGUUGCGAAUGAGUUCGGCGAGAUCGACGUCUUUGUCUCCAACGCGGGCUAUAUGCCGCCGAUAGCCGGUCUUGCCGACUACGACGUCGAAGACUUCAUGAAGGGCUUCGACCUUAACGUGCGCACUGCGUUCAAUGCGAUUCAAGCGUUCAUCAAGGUGGCGGCUGCCGAGGCCGUGCUGAUCAGCAUCUCGACGGCCAUGGCCCAUUUUGCGCCCGCUCCAAAUACAAGUGCUUACGCGGUGUCGAAGGCUGCGAACCUAAAGAUGGUGGAUUCUUUCGCAAAGGAGUUCCCGCAGUUGCAUGUAGUCAGCAUCCAGCCUUGUUGGACGCCCACUGAGCUCAACGGCCAUCAGGACGAGGCACCUGAUAAAGUCGAACUCCCAGGCCAUUUCUGCGUUUGGCUCGCGUCUCCUGAAGCCAAGUUUCUCAAGAAUAAGUUCGUAUGGGCCAAUUGGGACGUGGACGAGCUCAAGGAACGGGCUGAUGAGAUCAAAAAUAACAAGUCGACAGGCAAUGGUGACCAGCGAGAAGAGCACAGUUUUCAGGCGGGGACGAAGUGGAAACGAACCGAUCGCAAUGGGACCAAGCCGCCCACUACGGGUGCAUCACCGCCUCGAAAUGGUGGCACAGCAAGGAGGAUCUGGUCGAUGGACAUCCAGCGCGACGGCGACUUCAACGAACUGUAUUCGUUCACGUCACUCGAUGCCGCGAUCGAGAUCCCCCAGGACGACAACCCGUCUCUGCCUCCCCUGCACGAGACACUUCCGAUGGUGGAAGCGUAUUUCUCCAAUGUCAACAGUGCGAUGCCGCUGUUCCACGAGGGCAAAUUCAUGAACAUGCUGCUGGGAUGGUAUUCGGAGGGCAAGGUGCGGCAGAAGAGCUCGACCUGGGCGGCGAUCAACGUCGUGCUGGCGCUGUCGCUGUGGCAUGAUGUGUCAAAGAAGACGCCCGACGACGACGCCCUGAUGUGUCGCUGUAUCAAAGAUGCGCAGACGGCCCUGAACGUCUCGACCCUGAAAGAACAUACGCUCCUGGACCUGCAGAUCGUGCUUGGGCUGGCGAUGCUGUUCCAGGCGGGUCCAAAUCCCCGGCCGACCAGUAUGCUGGUGGCCAUGGCCGUGCGGAUGGCGCACCGGUUGAGACUGCACACGAAGAACCGAAUGACGACUUUCGACGCCAGUGAGAGCUGGGAGCGAGAUCGAGUGUUCUGGAUCGUGUUCGUGCUCGAUAGGGAUAUCAGCUUGCGUCUCCGCGAUCCUUACCACCAGCAGGAGCACGACAUGGACGUCGACCUCCCCGAAUUCAAGUCCAUCGACGAAAACGGCGGGAUCGUCCUCGGCAACGACGGCAACACGUGGCUCAACUUCCUGCUCUGCCGCAUCGAUCUCGCACGCAUCCAGGCCAAAGUGUACGACGCGAUCUUCUCGGUACAGGGCGAGAAAAUGGGAGAUCUACAGAGACAGGCCGUGCGGGCGGAGCUGACUGCCAUGCUGCGUGAAUGGAAGGAGUCGAUCCCGCCGCAGUUUCAGCCCGAGGCGCUUUCGAGUCAUGUGUUUGCUGCAUCUGUGCGAUUUUUGGCCCUGCUCCAUUUCAGCUACUUCCACUGUCUUUAUCUUGUCUGUGGUAUCUUCUGCCAUGAUUCGGUCUGGAUCAGGCGGUUGACGUCGUACAGCGAUCGAUAUGCCAUUGAGAGCAGUCAAUCCAGUCCCGCUAGUGAUAUCGCGAGUCCUCUCUCAUCGAAUUGGCUGGAGAACAUCGAGGCCUCUCGGGCGUGUAUGCGGCUAUUUCACGUCGUAGAUCACAAGGAUCUAGCUCUUGUUGGGUAUGGAACCCCCAUCAUUCCUGUACAUGAAGAUCAGGGCGCUAACAAGAUUCGCAGAAACAUGUCAUGCACGUACAUGUCGGCAAUGGUCAUUCUCGUUGCCAACAAGCUCACGACCGCGGAGCAUAGCUUCAGCGACCAAGUCGAGACAGACGAUCUAUUAAUCGACGAAGGUCUCGACUUCAUCGAUCAACUGGCGCGAACUCUCGACGAUGACAGACUCCGAAGGCUCUGUGCGGGAUGUCACGAGCUCAACGCCCGCGCGACAAACGCGGUGAUGAGCACCAGAUUCGGGGGCACAUGGAAAUCCAAAGCGAGCUUGCGCCCCUGGCCUUCACUGGAGGAGUACUAUAACACGACGGCGGAACGAGCGGGACCCAAGGAGAAAGUGAACAGGUCAGAGGAGAUUCCAGAUGCGUUUAUUGUACCCGGCUGGGGCUUCGACGGUCGGCUCUGGGAAAGCACUGCAACUUCCUGGCCGUCUCGACAUGCCAAACUUGAUGAUUUGGGCAUUAUAGAGUUGGUACAAUCUUCAAAGACGUGUUCUGUGCCACAUUAUUUGGGAUUGAUUCCUUGA
Messenger RNA from Exophiala bonariae, 2730 nucleotides. RefSeq lists its product as uncharacterized. Bases 1 to 2730 code for a protein of 909 amino acids. Gene Ontology annotation, biological process: DNA-templated transcription. NCBI's taxonomy places the organism in Eukaryota, Fungi, Ascomycota, Eurotiomycetes, Chaetothyriales, Herpotrichiellaceae. The record is from RefSeq and is a predicted model, not a curated record. Gene Ontology annotation, molecular function: zinc ion binding; DNA binding. The transcript is spliced from 3 exons.